CCGCUCCUCUGGGCGGGCCCGGCAGCGCGCGGAGUGGUUAUGGCUAGCGCGGCUGCCCGGAGGGCCCGGCGCAGAGUCCGGGGAGUGCCGCCGGCCGGGGCGCGGGCCCGCUCGGCCGAGGACUGGUGGUGGGAUCGGCUGGCGCCGAGCGGCUCCGGGUACCACCUGCUGCAGGCGGACAGCAUGCUGCUGGUGCUGCCCGGCCCGGGACCCGCGCCCGCGCCUGCGCCCGCUCCUGCCCCCGAGCUGCAGCAGGGGCCCGACCCGGGCUGGGGCGACCGCCUCCCCUUGGAAAUCCUGCUGCAGAUUUUCGGGCUGCUGGUGGCGGCCGAUGGGCCCAUGCCCUUCCUCGGCAGGGCUGCACGCGUGUGCCGCCGCUGGCACGACGCCGCCUCCCAACCCGCGCUCUGGCACACCGUGACCCUGUCGCCCCCACUGACUGGCCGCCCCACCCUUGGCGGGGCCAAAGCCGAGAAGAAGCUCCUUGCUUCCCUGGAGUGGCUUAUGCCCAAUCGGUUCUCACAGCUCCAGAGGCUGACCCUCAUCCACUGGAAGUCCCAGGUAUACCCCGUGUUGAAGCUGGUUAGCGAGUCCUGUCCUCGGCUCACCUUCCUCAAGCUUUCUGAUUGCCACGGUGUGACCCCUGGCACUCUGAUCAUGCUAGCCAAAGCCUGCCCCCAGCUCCACAGCCUGGACAUACAGCACUCCUUGGUGGAGUCUACCGCCGUGGUAAGCUUCUUGGAGGAGGCUGGGCCCCGAAUGCGAAAGCUGUGGCUGACCUACAGCUCCCAGACAACAGCCAUCUUGGGUGCGCUGCUGGGUAGCUGCUGCCCCCAGCUCCAGGUCCUGGAGGUGAGCACCGGCAUCAACCGCAACAGCACUCCCCUCCAGCUGCCUGUUGAGGCCCUGCAGAAAGGCUGCCCCCAGCUACAGGUGCUGCGGCUGCUAAACCUGAUGUGGCUGCCCAAGCCUUCUGGGCGAGUGGUGACUCCUGGCCCAGGCUUCCCCAGCCUUGAGGAGCUCUGCCUCGCCAGCUCCACCUGCAACUUUGUGAGCAAUGAGGUCCUGGGCCGCCUGCUCCAUGGCUCCCCUAACCUGCACCUGCUGGAUCUUCGUGGCUGUGCCCGCAUCACGCCUGCUGGCCUACAUGAUCUGCCGUGUCAGGAGCUGGAGCAGCUUCAUCUGGGCCUGUAUGGCAUGUUGGACCGGCUAACUCUAGCUAAGGAGGGCAGCCCCCUUUUGACCCAGAAAUGGUGCCACACGCUGCGGGAACUGGACUUGAGUGGCCAGGGUUUCAGCGAGAAGGACCUGGAUCAGGCCCUAGCUGCCUUUUCAGGCAUCCCUGGGGGCUCACACCCGGCCCUGUGCUCCCUCAACCUCAGGGGCACCCGGGUCACACCAAGCAGUGUCAGCUCUGUGAUCAGCAGUUGCCCAGGCCUGCUGUACCUCAACCUGGAGUCCUGCCGCUGCCUUCCCCGGGGUCUGAAGCGGGCCUACCGGGGCCCAGAGGAAGUCCAGUGGUGCCUGGAACAGCUGCUCACCAGCCUUCCCUCCCCCAGCUAGGCAGCUCCAGACCCCAGACCCCGUGGUCAGCCAGCCCUGCCUUGCACCCUUUCCCAGUUUUGGAUGUUUGAGCACUUUGUUAGAAUAAAAUGUUUU
Molecule: messenger RNA, 1659 nt
Organism: Ceratotherium simum simum (southern white rhinoceros)
Lineage: Eukaryota; Metazoa; Chordata; Mammalia; Perissodactyla; Rhinocerotidae
Source: RefSeq, a predicted model, not a curated record